CAUUAAGGUGGCCCCUGGAAGAUUUUAUGGUGGGCGUUCCCAUCCCCACUGUUUCCCCGUGGCGUGGCCCCCUUGAAUUUCUGAUCAGCCAGACUUUUGGGCUCACAUCCUAACAUGAGCUGGUGAUGGACGGAGUGGAUGCUACACACAUCAUUGUGGUCCCCACGGAGCUUUUCCCGUCCGUUUUGAAAUACCAGGAGAUCAUCGUAGUGUGGCCCACCUCUUGCACGGACAAGAUAUUGAAACCAGUGACAUCUUGGAGGGGGAAAUACCAUGGCUGCAUCUGAUCAUUUCUCCAGGUAAAAUCCUCUCAAAACCCCUUUUCUCAGGAGGAGCCCAGAAACGAGAAAACCAGAAAAACGACAUGGUUCGACCCGCAUCUUCUUCCGGGAAAAAGCCCCGGAAAGAUGAGAAAUCCCAGACAGAUCCCGAAACUGAAGAUCGGAGAAGGCUAAAAUCCCUAGCCUUCUCCAAAAACCUACUCUCUCACACUCCUUCAAAGCCCAUCUCUCCUCUCAAUCCUUCCAAAACCCUUGAAAAACACCGGGGCAGAGAUAUCUUGAAGAAGGGCCAGAGGAAGAACAGGUUCCUCUUCUCCUUUCCCGGCCUCCUCGCGCCAAUCUCCGCGGGCAAGAUCGGCGAAUUGAAGGAUUUGGGCACGAAGAAUCCCGUCCUCUACAUUGAUUUCCCGCAGGGCCGGAUGAAGUUGUUUGGUACAAUUGUUUAUCCGAAGAACAAGUAUUUAACUUUCCAAUUUGCAAGAUCAUCAAAGAAUGUGAUGUGUGAGGAUUGUUUUGAGAACAUGGUUGUAUUUUCUGAUGCAUGGUGGAUUGGACGAAGAGAUGAAAAUCCAGAAGAAGUUCAACUUGAGUUUCCCAAGGAAAUUGAUGAGGGAAAACAUGCUGACUUUGAUUUUAAAGGUGGGGCUGGUGCGACAUCUGGGGAAACUUCUGGUAUUAAUAAACCUAGAAAGGAAUAUGUUGAACCGAUUUCUCCUGAAACUGAGUCAAAGGAUGAUGUAUCUGAUGAUUCUGAUCUUUUAACUGCAAAGACUUCAAAUGUUGCAAUGGAAACAACUCCAGUUCGACAGUCUGCAAGAACAGCUGGGAGAACAUUCAAGUUUGCAGAGUCUUCCGGAGAUGAAUCUGCUGAUAGUGAUGCUGACAUGUCUAAAAUGAAGGAUGAGAACAUUGAUGAUGAAGUCAAUGGUGCAACUAGGAGUUCCUUGCUUGGAAAGACUGAAGAUUCUAGUGUGACAGCCUGUAGCCCUCAGGCUUUAGGCAAUGUAGAUGUUGAGAUGAAAACUCCAGGAAAAGUUCAGCAAUCAUCUCUGUCAGUGAAGAAAUCUAAAGGAAAAUCUCCUAACAAACGUGGCACACUUGUGCAAGCUACUAUAGCUACCCUGUUUGAGAAAGUGGAGGAAAAGAAAUCAACGAGUGUAAAGAAAUCUCCACCACUAAAAGGUUCUUCUCGAAAGAAACAGCCAAUCAAUUCAAACCAGAAGGCUACCCAGGAGAAAGCCAAAGGAGCUAGCAAGAAAGGAAUGCAGACCAAGGGAAAGAAAGCUGGGAAGGAAAGUGUCACAAAGCAAAAGCAUUCUCAGGUGGAAGAUGAUGACACAGAAGAUAUCUCAAGCGAAACACAGGGCACCGAUGACGACGAAGAAUGGGCUGCUUGAAUUAUAAGACUCGAGAAGGUACGACAGAAAACAUUUGUUUCUAGACAAGUAUGCAACAGCACAAAGCCUUUACUGGUUUCCAAGAGCCUGGGAUAAAGAGAAGGUUGAUGUCUAGUGGGCCACCGAUCCCAAAUGUUUUGCCAGUUACCUUUGAAAAGUUGGCCAUGAGUUCACUGGGAGAAUGCUAGAAGGAUGACAGAAAUGAUAAUGGCAUCUGAGGCAUUGUAUACCCUGGUGGCUCUUAUAUACCGUAUGGUUGAUGUUUCUAGAAUGUAUUCAUCAGUUUCCUAAAAGAAGAUAGCUUCUGUGCAAAAUAGGGAUUCAAGAUGUUCUUCAGGCAGGCUCCACUUUGAAUGGGCCACAUUCUAGAAUUCAGACCGAGUGACGAUCCUGACCCUCAGGUUAGAAAUAGUUUCUAGGAGAGAUUGAUGUUGCUGUAUAACAUGUGCAAUGGAUGUAAUAUGCUUGGGGUGAAAGGAAUGUUUGUAUUGUA
Magnolia sinica is the source of this 2171-nucleotide messenger RNA. Its product is annotated as DNA-binding protein RHL1. The transcript has 12 exons. Bases 365 to 1678 code for a protein of 437 amino acids. Gene Ontology annotation, biological process: DNA endoreduplication. NCBI's taxonomy places the organism in Eukaryota, Viridiplantae, Streptophyta, Magnoliopsida, Magnoliales, Magnoliaceae. The record is from RefSeq and is a predicted model, not a curated record. Gene Ontology annotation, molecular function: DNA binding.